CAUAAAUACGUGGUGUGAGAGAGCUCUCAUCUAUGCUCUCAUCCAAACAAGAAAGAAGAGGAAGUGGGGAGAGAAGAUUGAAGAAGAAGAAGAAGAAGGGCAAUUAAUCAGCGGCCACAAGGUGCAACGUUUGUUCUCCAAAGCCCGGUAAUCUACGGCCCUUAUUAAACGAUCAAGAUCGGGACUGAGAUUCGUCUUCUUUGUUUAAAACCUAGAAGAAGGAGAAGACGAAGACGAAGAGCAAUCAGAUUCGAAAGCGUUUUUGGGUUUGCUUUGGCCAGAUUAUGAAGGAUUUUGAUAUUGUUAGGGGCUGGAGUCUCUUCGUUGUUGAUCGAUUCGAUUCGUUUUGACCGUGACGGCGAUUGUUGGAAAAUUGAAAGAACAGCCCGAUUUCGAGUAUUAGGGACUUGCUAUGUUCAAUUCAACAUUCUGAACCAAGGGAGUUUUUGCAGUCCUCCAAAACUGGUUAACACGAUCUGCCUCAAGGUGUGGUAGGUGGAAAAGUUAUCAGGAAUUUGUUUCCUUUGGUGGGUUUGAAGAAAAGUUUGUCACAUAUCCUAGCAAGAUCAAGGAAACUAAAUCAUUACUCAUUUUGUGCUUGCACUGGGGGUGUACCCACCACUCUGGUGCCUAGUAGAAAGCAAGUAACAGCAGCAUCUUGUAGAACCUGUGGCGGCAGGCAAACAGUUGAUGGGAUUUGGUCUCUCUGCUAAAGCAUGAUGAAUACAGUACGUGUAGAACUUACGGAAGCUAUUAGUACUGACUUGAAUUGGAAGGUUAUUAAGGGUUAUCGGAGUGCACCAAGGCGGUCAAGGAAACCGGUUGAUAGAAGCCAAAAAUUGGGUGCAGAGCUAGCAGAGAAAAGUGCUAGAAGUCCAUCAGAAACAACCGUUUCUGAAUCAGAGAAGCUUGGUGUGGCUGUACUUGGGAGACGGUUCGGUGACAAAAUUGAGCAUGUACCCAUUAAGAAAAGGAGAUUUAUGGUCCGGUCUCCAUCACCCCCGCCUCACCUAUCUUCUCCACACCUUGAAGACAACCAACCUCAACUGGAUGGGCGACGUGCUUCAGGUCAGAAGUCUUGUCCAAAAUCAAUUGUCAAAAAGCAUCCCACAAGGAGUGAUGCUUCUACGCUGACUAGGUUGUGUCAUAGUGUUGCUGAUAGUGGUGUUAAUGAGAACUUAAAUGAGGUGACAAAUCAAAAACCUGGUGGUGGGGAGGACUUCUCUGGUAUUGAGAUAUUGGCAGCUGCUGCCUGCAACAACAGCAUAAAUGAUGAUGUGAAUCCUGUUGAGGGUAAUUUAGUAGGUGAAGAUUUAUCACAGGAUGGAAAAGAUGCGUCAACUUCUGCAAGGCCCUCGGAGCAAACUUUUGUUUCAACUUCUUCAACAGAGAUGAGAACUGCUUCAGAAUUUUCAGAAGUAAGAGAUGCAUCAGUCUCUGCAAUCCUGGAAGAGAGUGUUGCAUCACUGGAAACAGUGCAUUCGUCCAUUAAAGAUAUACCACAAGAAGAUAAGAUAGAGAGCUCCAGUUUUGAGGCUAAUGGAGUCAGAAUUAAUCCUAGCGAAGGACACGACGAAGCAGUAGCAAGAUCCAUUUCCUCGAAAGAUGUUAGGUUGCACUGGGACCUAAAUGUUACUAUGGAUGCUUGGGACGAACCUUGUGAUAUGGUGAUUGGUGACCCUCAAACAACUGCAGUAGAUGAUAUCUCGAUGAAUAAUAAGCAGGGUUCAGAAGCUCUUGAGAUACUGGGGGUUGAAGAUGCUAAAAAUGACAUUGCAAGCACAGUGCAGCCCAUGGCCGACAAUGAUGAACAGGGAUUGAAAGCGUGCCCUGAAUUUGAGAUGAGUUAUGGUAAAUGCGUUCCUGCUGAUAAUGCUUUGGGACCUUCAAAAGAUACUGGAAUGGGUGCAAAGGCCUCCUCUCAGGAUGCCAGUGUGGAUGCAUGUGUUGAUCAUUCUCCUUGCGAUGACAUCACAGUCACAGGCCCUGUCUCUGAGGAAACCAAUAAAACACCCAUCUUUGCUGUUGAGCAUAUGACAGAAGAUACUGCUCCAGGUGUACAACUGGGUGUAACUGUCUGUUUGGAAAGUGUAAAGGUUGAAAACCCUGCUAUAGCUUGUGUGCCAGAGGGGGCUUCCUGUGAGAUUGAAAGCACUGUUCUAGAUGACGAUGGUAAGGGCUCUGGUGCAACAUCUAGCUUCCAUGAUGAUCCAAAAUCCCCUGAAGAGAUGAUGGGAGUAGAAAGCUGUCACUCACUCGCACCUGUGGUCCUUGAAGUCAAGCCUGUAGCUAAAACAGAGAAUAUGGCUGCUGACAUUUCCAAACUUGAUUGUGAUGAUAAAUCUGCAUCAGGUGCAUCUAUUGGAGAAGGCCUUUCUCUGGUGACUUUAAUUGCAAAAGAACCAGUUGAAGCUAUCUCUGAGACUCAUACUGUUGAUUCUCUACCAAAGGCUGCAGCUGGAUCCUCCUCUGGUGAGCAAUACCACUAUGGUGCAGGUACCACAUGUAGCUUGGGUAGAGUCACUACAGAAGAUCCUUCCAAUGACAACUAUGACUUGGAUGUUUGUCAAGAUGAUAAGGAUCACAUGGUUGGCAAGGAAAAAACUAUGGAACAUGAAGCCGGUUACGAAUCUCAGUAUGAAGAUGGGGAGUUGAGAGAAUCAGAUGUACCAUAUUGGGAGGAGAAUGAAUUUGAGGAUGAAGAAGCUGAAUGUGUUGACUAUGGUUCUGAUACAUGUGACAGUGAUGCUGCACAUGACUCUAUAUCAGGGAAAGUUGGAAUGGGACUUGAAUGCAGAGAAACAGAAGUAUUUGGGUCAGAGUCUAGGGAAAUUAACAGGAAUGCGAAGGUUGUGAGAGGUUUGAGUCCAGGAUCUGAUAAUAUGUGUGAAAAAAAUGAACAUUCUUUGAGACAAUGUUCCAUGGGUUCGAAGACAAAAACUUCUGGAUCUGAUCAAUUGCCUGGUGAUUCUGAAGCUUCUUCAAACAGAACUGCGGAAGCAACUGAGGGUUGCACAGGAAGGAGACAUGCUGCUAAUUGCUUCGAUGGCCUUGGUGGCAAGUAUUCUCCUGCUGAAGUGGUUGGAUCAGUGGCAUCCACCACUCUAAAUAGGAUGGGUCCUGUAUGUACAAGGAGGAGGUUGCACAACUUCGAUAUGUCUAUUCGCUCUGAAGAGGCUGGUUCUGAUCAGUCCAUGGGAAAGGAAAAAUCUGAUUCGCGUAUGCAUAGUAAAAACUCUGGAGGUGCACAUUUGGUUAAUCCUUCAGGGGGUUAUUGGGAUUCCAAACGCCGUGGAUCUCCCAGUUAUCAUGGUUCCUUUGGUUCUGGCCGCCCUAGACCAAAAAGUGUUGUUGAGAGCCAUGGUUUUGAAAUGGAUCCAGAUGAUACAUUUUCAGAAGCAGCAGGAGUUCACAACCGUGUUCGCAGGCAAGCUAUAAGUCUUUCCUCAAAUCGCCUGUAUCAGCCCCCGCUUAGAAGAAGAUCGCCAGCCGAGAGAAAUGACACACAUAAUAUGCAUAGGGGAGUGAUACCUAUGAGAGAUACAAGUCCCGAUAGGCGGAGGUUUAGAAGAUACCCACAAGGGGUUAGUAGAGGCAUCCGGGAGGAGUACCACAGGCCAAUGCCUGAUGAUCCCAACGAAUGUUCUUAUAAUGUGCCACGCCGAAUGGCCAGGAGAGAACAAAGCACUUCACCUCCUGGCAGAGGACCUAUAUAUUAUGGUAGACCCUACAAGAAGUUCCAGUCUAGAUGCAGAAGUCGUUCUCCUCUUUCAUGGGGUUUACCAAGAGAACGGAAUGAUGUUUCAAGACAUCGUGGCAGCAGGUCUCCUGAUUAUAGGCUGGAUUCUAAAAUGGAUAAGCCGAGAGUGCCCUUUCAGAAGCACAGUUUUGGAGCAAAGUACGAAGUAGGAGGGUUCAUGUCCCCACCAAAACGUCGGUUUUCUCCACAACAGAAUUCCAGAUGGUUUGAUGAUUCAAAUAGUGGUGUAGACCAUAAUUUCAGGGGUAGGAGAUUAGCUGGAAGGCGGUUCCAGCAGGGACAGAGGAUUGAUUCAGUGCGUUCGUCUCGGAGAUUAAGUUCAGAUGAUUACUUUGAACCCAUGAGUCGUCCUGCAAGAUUCUCUGAGUUGGCCAGUGGUGGUGGCAGGGAAUGUAGAUAUGAGGGCAGUGAUGAUGACAGAAGAAAACAUGAUGGAAGAUUUGAGAUCAUUCAUCGUGUGAGGCGUUAUGAUUCAGAUGGUGUUGUCCGUCAGUUCCGUUAUGAUGAAGAUGAUCGUUUUGCAUCUCGCAACACACAGAACUACGAUGACUGCGACAAUAGAGCUGCCGAUAGACGGCCUCGUGAUGCUUACGUAGGAGAGAUAGCUAAGAGAAGGGUAAAUUAAGGUUCCAAUGUUGACUAGGCAUUAAACUCCAGCCCCUGCUCCGACUCAAUUCAUUUAGACUGCAAGAUGCAUAAUUUGAGAGGAAAAUCUUCAUCACCUUUGCCUCUGCAGGCAUUUUCAUCAAAUCGAUGUUUUAGUUCUCUGGCAGAUAGGAGUUCUUCCCAAUUUUCACUUUUUCUUUUUCCUUCUUACUGUGAUAGUUAAGUCCAAAUAUUCGUAUUCUUCCCGGCGUCUGGCACUGCUUGUGGAAGCUACCCUUGCCAUUCUGAUUGCGGCUAGGCAAAAUUUUUUUUAGGAAGGGCCUAAUGUUGCUUUGUUCAUGUUGAAUUUUGUUUUUAUUUACCUUAGGUAAUUUUAAUGAUUAGUGAAGAAUGGCAAGCUUUUUAGUUUAAGGCCUUUCUUGAUUCCUUCUUAUAAUGUGUUUACUUAUGGUGUCAAGAGUCUCUUUUUUGGCUUUGGCACUUCUCUCAGCUUUUCAAAUAAUAAAUUUCCUUUGUUUU
Molecule: messenger RNA, 4885 nt
Organism: Prunus avium (sweet cherry)
Lineage: Eukaryota; Viridiplantae; Streptophyta; Magnoliopsida; Rosales; Rosaceae
Product: dentin sialophosphoprotein-like protein
Source: RefSeq, a predicted model, not a curated record